This is a messenger RNA of Hansenula anomala, 1858 nucleotides long. RefSeq lists its product as uncharacterized. The transcript has a single exon. The record is from RefSeq and is a predicted model, not a curated record. NCBI's taxonomy places the organism in Eukaryota, Fungi, Ascomycota, Saccharomycetes, Phaffomycetales, Wickerhamomycetaceae. Gene Ontology annotation, molecular function: mRNA binding; metal ion binding. Bases 202 to 1683 code for a protein of 493 amino acids.
GAUAACUUGAACUUAUUUGAAUCCCACCUCUAGUUCACCACACUGAAAAGGGAGAACUUAUUCUAGUUGAGAAGAAGACUUAUUGAGACAAAGAAGCUCAGUCUUGUACAGAUUUGUCCAUAAAAAAGUCCCCUCCAUCAACGUUUUAACUGCUAUCAGCUAUACACUAUCUAUUUAUUUAAACACUAUAUUAUUAUUAUUAUGUCCUGGACAGAUUAUAACCAAUAUCAAUUUAAUCAAUCCAUAAAUACAGGCUCUACAACUCCAUUAUCAUCUAUUUCUUCAGUUCAAUAUCAGAAUCAAAAGAAUAAUAAUUUGGUGCAAGAGUUGAAUUCAAAGCUAAUCAACUCUUCAGCCUUGAAUAAUAUUAAUACUAGCUCAACGGUCUCAUCUGUCUCAUCAGACUCAUUAAAUGAACAGCAACAACAACUAUUGAAUAACAAUAAUAACAACAACAACAUGGGUACUCAAAUUGACCAUUAUUUUGCCAAUGAGAACCCAACUCAAGUCUCUAGCUCUAAUUUUUGGAAUAUUCAGCCUAAUAAUAACGGCUCAUCAAAUUUCAACGAUCAACAAUUUCACAAGACAUUGUCAAAAGAGGACCAAUUUAAGAACAACACCAUCGAAGAGGCAAAUUUCCUACAAAAUCAAAUCAACUUAUCCUUAAACCAUGAUCUUUGGACAAACACAAACUACCAAACAUCACAACAACAGAACAACAACAACCACUCACUCAACCAGUUCUCAAACGGUUCGAGCUUAAACCACUCAAGUAGCGAUCAAAGCCUAUUUGACCUCAUGAAAUACGGCCAACAAAGCUACUCUCCAAAUAAUGAUAAUAACAACAUCAAUAGUAUCAAUCAGAUGAUUCAAAACAAUAACAACCCUACCAGCAUGAAUAACACCCAAUUCAACAAUAAUUCCAAUAACGGUAAUGUUUAUACUGCUUCAACUACCCCUGUGCCAUCAACUCCAUUAUCAAAUACCUCUCCUGAACAAAUGGGUGUAUUUCAAGGUCAAGCUCAACUUCAACAACUAUUACAAAUGCAACAACAGCAGCAACAACAACAGCCAAUUCAACAAGAAUUACCUUUGAAUAACACCAUGAACAAUACCCAAAAUAUGAUUCAAAAUUAUCAACAACAACAAUUAUAUUUGGAACAAUUACAACAACAAAAUCAACAAUUGUUGCAAAACCCUUUAUUCAUUCAACAACAAGCUCAAUUAGUUUCACAACAAUUACAACAAUUACAAAUUCAACUUCAAUUACAAAAACAGCAAUUGGAAUCAAAUAAUUUACAUUUAUUAAAUUUACAAAAUGGUUCCACUACUACUGAUUUAAAAUUACCAUUAACUGAAGAGAAUUUGAUCAAAUUACAACAAUCUCCAAAAGAACAACAACAACAGCAACAACAAUCCACAAUAGCACCAUCAACAAAUUCUUCAGGAAAUGAUGAUAAUAAAUCAAAUGUUAAUACAGAAUUAUACAAGACAGAAUUAUGCUCAACUUUUAAUAAAACUGGUUCAUGUCCUUAUGGUAAUAAAUGUCAAUUUGCUCAUGGUGGUAAUGAAUUGAAGAUUGUUAAUCGUGGUUCAAAAUAUAGAUCAAAACCUUGUGCUAAUUGGACUAAGACUGGUGCUUGUAGAUAUGGGAAUAGAUGUUGUUUUAAGCAUGGGAAUUGAUCAAUUGGGGGGAGUUCAAUUUAUUAUUAUUUGUCAUUAUUUGUUUUAUUAUUGUUCUGUCAUAGAAGGUUUUCAAUUAUUGUUGGUUUGUUAGUUAAUAUUGUCAAGUGUUAAUGAUGUUUAUUAUUUGUUAUUGUGAAUCAAUUGGUAUUUUAUUAUUAUGAUUAUGAUAAUG